Molecule: messenger RNA, 9458 nt
Organism: Serinus canaria (Common canary)
Lineage: Eukaryota; Metazoa; Chordata; Aves; Passeriformes; Fringillidae
Gene: ONECUT1
Product: one cut homeobox 1
Exons: 3
Coding region: 307-1680 (457 amino acids)
Biological process (GO): regulation of transcription by RNA polymerase II
Cellular component (GO): nucleus
Molecular function (GO): RNA polymerase II cis-regulatory region sequence-specific DNA binding; DNA-binding transcription factor activity, RNA polymerase II-specific
Source: RefSeq, a predicted model, not a curated record
UGCGGGGCCCGGCCUGAGGGAGCGGCGGCCCUAGGACCGGCCCGGCGGCGACAGCCAGCAGCGGGAAAAAACAAAUAAAUACAUUGCCACAAAAUAAAAAUUAAAAGGAAAAAAAAAAAAAACGAACCAACCGAAACCGGGAAAGCCAGCAGCCCCGGCAACAGCAGCAGCAGCACCGCCACCACCAGCCCGCAGCGCUCGCCCGCCGCCGCCGGCCCGCGGGAACAACCGGCCGCCGCCAAGAGCUCCGGGACGCCCCGCCGCCCACCAGAUAGAUGUGCGGUCCCGCCGCCCGCACGGCCGACGAUGAACGCGCAGCUGGCGAUGGAGAACAUCGGCGAUCUGCACGGGGUGAGCCAUGAGCCGGUGCCCGCCGCCGCCGACCUGAUGAGCGGCAGCCCCCACCACCGGAGCGCGGUGGCCCACCGCGGCAGCCACCUGCCGGCCCACCCGCGCUCCAUGGGCAUGGCGUCCAUCCUCGACGGCGGCGACUACCACCACCACCACCGGCCGCCCGAGCACGCGCUGACCGGCCCCCUGCACCCCACCAUGACCAUGGCCUGCGAGACACCCCCCGGCAUGAGCAUGAGCAGCACCUACACCACGUUAACCCCUCUGCAGCCUCUACCUCCCAUCUCGACGGUCUCGGACAAGUUCCCUCACCACCAUCACCAUCAUCACCACCAUCACCAUCCCCACCAGCGGAUACCGGGCAACGUGAGCGGCAGCUUCACGCUCAUGCGGGACGAGAGGGGUCUGGCGUCUAUGAACAAUCUCUACACCCCCUACCACAAGGAUGUUACCGGCAUGGGGCAGAGCCUCUCUCCGUUGUCUGGAUCGGGCCUGGGGAGCAUCCACAACUCCCAGCAAGGGCUGCCCCACUACGCUCAUCCCAGUGCCACCAUGCCCGCCGAGAAAAUGCUCACCCCAAACGGAUUUGAAGCCCACCACCCUGCCAUGUUAGCCAGGCAUGGCGACCAACACCUCACCCCCACCUCCGCUGGCAUGGUGCCUAUCAACGGGAUCCCACACCACCCUCAUGCCCACCUGAAUGCCCAGAGCCACGGGCAGAUCCUGGGCUCUGCCAGGGAGCAAAACCCUUCUGUAACUGGUUCGCAGGUCAACAGUGGAAGUAAUUCAGGGCAAAUGGAAGAAAUCAAUACCAAAGAAGUAGCUCAGAGGAUCACCACCGAGCUCAAGCGGUACAGCAUCCCCCAGGCUAUCUUCGCCCAGAGGGUGCUGUGCCGCUCUCAAGGGACGCUCUCAGACCUGCUGAGGAACCCCAAGCCCUGGAGCAAGCUCAAAUCCGGCCGGGAGACCUUCCGCAGAAUGUGGAAGUGGCUCCAGGAGCCGGAGUUUCAGCGGAUGUCUGCUCUGCGGCUUGCAGCGUGCAAGAGGAAAGAACAGGAGCACGGCAAGGAUAGAGGGAACACACCCAAAAAGCCUCGGCUGGUCUUCACCGAUGUCCAGCGUCGAACUCUACAUGCAAUAUUCAAGGAAAACAAGCGUCCGUCCAAAGAAUUACAAAUCACCAUUUCCCAGCAGCUCGGGUUGGAGCUGAGCACCGUCAGCAACUUUUUCAUGAAUGCACGGAGGAGGAGUCUGGAUAAGUGGCAAGACGAGGGCAGCUCCAAUUCAGGCAACUCAUCUUCUUCAUCAAGCACUUGUACCAAAGCAUGAAGGAAUAACCACGGACUGAAACCUCGGUGGAAAAGCUUUAAAAAUAAAUAAAUAAAUAAAUAAAGACAGACCAGGACCUCAAAAUAGCAGGUUUAUACUUAAAACUAUUUGAAAAAAAAAUAUUUAUAAGUCCAAAGAAACCAAAGACUUAUUUCACCUGCAUUAUGACUUUGUUCUAAGACACACACUUUAGUAGGAUGACGACUUGCAAAAAAAACAGAGAGGAAGAAGGAAGCGAAGCGGAGGGAACGGAAGGGAAAGCAAAGAGAAGAGGAACAGACCACUGGUCUCACACCUUUGCCCAUUAUCAUCUUCACCGUACUUGGCUGUUUAGUGGUUUGGAGCAUAGUGAUUUCCUGUCAUUGAGCAGACAUCUCUUUGGAUCCGGCUCUUCACGUCCACAGCAGUUGCCAUGGAGGUGUCAGUGUGUCCGUCCUGCGUGCACCCAGUGGGUAGGGACUUAGGGCUGGUCUCCAGAGAGGGCUGUGCCAGGGCACGGCCCCCAGAGCGUGGAGUCGUCUGAAUUCCUUGGAACGGUAGUGUGAUUUUUGCUGUUUCACAGUUUGAACUUGGCUGGUGCAAUGCCUCGGAACAAGUUCAAACUAGGCAAAGAAAUUUUGAAUGGUACCUAAACCAGUGCAUUCUCUUUGUUUGUUAAGGAAUGUUCAGAUUUAAAAAAGGAAAACUAUUCCAUCCAUAAAAAAUCGACUAGCUACCAAAGAACACAUUUAAUAAUUGUAUUGCAGGUAUUUUAUUGCAAUGAUUUUAAUAUUCCAAAGCUAUUUUUACACAAAUACUAUGUAGAGUUAUAGGUAUAAACUAAUCUAACUGUAUAACACAUAAAACUUGUAAUCAAGACUGUUAUUUGCAAUUAGUAAAACCACAUUAUCGUUUCUUUCUGUGAUUGGCAAGAAAGAAUGUCACCCGAGGAGAUCACAGACCCCGGCAGAGCACGGGAACCAAGAACGGGAUGCUGCUUCCAUUGAACUCAGUGAGCCCUUUCCUCACUGACUCCAACGGGAGCACGAGAGGGAGCCACGUGUUCGAGCGGUGUGUGGCACCGCGUGUGGCACUGUGUGUGCCACUGUCCCCAGGCGCUGUCCCGGGCUGGAGCCCGGUGCAGCUGUGUUCCAGCGUGGCUCAGCUCUGCCAUCUAGCCUGCGAACAGGAGACCUGAGGCACUCAGGAUGCAAAAAUGAAAGGCAUGGAGGGAUCCAAAACCACAGGGCUCAGCGUCUGAUCAAUACUCAUUGACAUUAGUGAGCUUUUUUUUACCUAUCGACUUUACCAGGCAAAGGAAUAGUAACAGCUUUGACGGCUCGUGGUCCUUUCCCCCUGGAAGCAGCGGUACCACAUCAGUUAAUGUCGUGGGAGGAGCUCCAAGGGGAGCUCCAGGGGUGCUUUUGGAAGGAGGAAUUGUGAUCUCUCUGAAGUCAAGAGCAAAAUUCCCGUGACACCGAGAUACAGCCCGAUGUUUUGUGGCUUUGUAUCUAUGUGUAGCAGGCUGAGCUUUUGUCCCGUGCAUUCUUUCUUGCUCAUCUCUUAGUCAGGAUAAUGCAUGAAAUAGUUUGAAGUUUGUAGCUGAAAAGCUUUAAAUGCUCUGUUGCUAACAGACCCAUAGGAGAAAAAUCAUCCCGUUCCUACUCUGAUAAAAUUAAAGAGAAAAGCGUGAAAUAUCUGCAUAUUAAAUUUUAAGGGAAAAAUAGACUUUAAAAACCAUAGGUGUGCCUGUUAGAUUUCUAACUGGUAUUUCAAAUUUCUGUAGUAAUUAUGCUAGAUAUAUUAAAUUCCAAAAUAAGCAAAUAUGCAGGUAUAGGCCCAAAGCAAGGACUAGAAAUAGGUAAUCUUACUUCCAACCUUUUUCUUUUUGAGGGAAAAAAAAAAAAAAAAACGAAAAAGGAAAAUUCAAGGUAAACUAGAAUCCAAACACUAUAAACAGUAGCAGAUGCUGGUUUGGGGGACAAAGCCCACUCAAAAUACCAGUGACACCAAAGUAGAGCAACUUCUGUAGCACCAGUUGUUUAUCAAAAGGACGGGGUCUAGUCAAGGUUCAGGGUAUACAGUUUAUUUCCACCCAGUGUUUAGAAUAUAGGUGAAAUAUCUCUUUAAAAUCAAGUGAAAUAAACCCUAUAUUUUUGGCACUGAAUAUUUCUCCAUAUUUCAGUAUGUUAAACCCACUUUAAGGCUGACAAGGCAAUUAUCUAUAAAAAUGGCAUCUAAUCUGGACUUUUUUGAGUCUCUAGCUUACCUUAAAUCUUAGCAAGCUUUCUUUUGAAGUGUUGCAUCCCCCAUGGAGACAUAAUUGACAUGAAAACAUUGAUAAGCUCACACAGAAAGUACCUUAUGAAUGCAGUCUCAUUAGUGUAGGGUUAGUAAAGGACAGUGAUAACUAAUGGUUUCGUUUUCUCCAGCAAAACACUGCUUUGUGACGUACCUAUAGUUUAGAGAAUAAAGCCUUAUUUAUUUAAAACUUGAGAAUUUAAAAAUGCAGGGAAAUUCAAAGUACAUUGCCGCAUUUUUAGUAUUUCCAUUGUAUUGUCUUUAUAGACUACUUGCUGAAACCAAAGAGAACUUUCAUACCAGCAUUAAAUUUGCACCCAAUAUGCAAUUUCAGGAUCUCUGAUACACACACAUGCAAGCCCCUAAACAGGACUGUGUAUAUGUACAUGCACACACAUUUUGAUGGGGUGUAUGUACGUAUACACGUGCACACACACGUCCACACACGCUAAUAAUGAUGCACAAGUUGGAGAUUUUAAGUGUUUUGGGUUUUUUACAUGUCUGUUUAAGUAGAUAUAAACCUUUUGGUUUUCUCUAAGCCAUUAGGAACAAACCACUCUUCCCAUGAGCAAUAUGAGCCUCAUACUCUGAAUAGGCAAAGAACACAAUUUCCUUCAAAACAUGAAGCAAAUAACUCUGGAACUGCUCAGUGCACCUGGGAAGCUGUGUUACCUCUGAGCAGGCUGCCCGGCCACACCGACUGAAGCACGGACAGGUUACCUGGUGCUCCCUUGCUCUGACUGGUGCCAUUACCCAACAGGGCAUCCUUGAAGGGGAGUUUCCUCUGAUGCUGCAUUUAACAUUACCCAGGAAACCUGUCUCUGCCUGUUAGUGAUAGUCUUUCAGCUCAUUUCAUUCCUGACAAAAUGGAAGUUAGUUUCAAAUUCGACAAGAGGAUCUAAAACUCUGCCAGGAAGGAAUAGGAGAGGGAGCAGAACCCAAAACAGUUUGGGAGCAUCAGGAGAUGGGGCUUCAGUCAAAGGUGACUCCAAGGGCAAGAGGGCAUUAGGAACAUGCAUUCAGCUAACAGGCUGCAUCCAAACAUGACCGCAGUGACCCACGGGGGGAGGCUGGCCAAGAGGUGAACUGUCCUCAUCCAUCCCCAUUGUAAAUGGCAUCAUUAGAUUUCUAGGAAAAAAACAAAACAAACUAAAAAAAAAAAGAAAAAAAAAGAAAGUCCUCCUUCAGCCUGCCCCACAGUGCUUCUUCAGCCCUGCGUGGCUUCCCAGGGCUGCAGCCUCCUCUCCUUACUCAGGUAAAGCAAACCCCACCAGAGCCAGACAGCAACGGGGCUUCUGCUUGGGAAGUUGUUCCUGCACACCCCAGGCCAGGAGCAAAUUCCCAAGUAGGCAGGGUGGCCUGGCACGAGAGCAGCCCCAGGGCUGCCCUGGGCACCGUUCUUCUCCUGGGAUUUCAGGAAGAGGCCGGUGGUGGUGGGCACUGCCCCGGGGCUGCUGCUGCCCUGAGGGUUCACAAACACUGCUGAGCUUAUACCAAAGAGUCUUAGGACACCUCUUCUCACCUGAGUUGUAAACAGGACAUUUUUACCCCAAAAACGUUCCUUCUUUCUACUACUCUUCCUCCUAUCCUCCUCCUCUUCCUCCUCCUUUGUACAUAGGGAUGAAAACUAUGCAUUUAGCAAACAAAGAGAAAGCACUUACCCUUUUCUAUCUCACUGCGUUUGGGUGCAUUCAAAGGCCCAGGGGCUAAUUUUGAGACUUUGCUUAGCCUCCUGGUUUAUUAUUGUGGUGUGGUUAGCUUUACAAUACAUUUGGUAACUAUUUGCUAAAGACAAAGAAGCAAAAGGUAAGGAAUAGCUACUUCCACGUGUUAAAAAAAAAAAAGAAAAAAAAAAGAAAAAAAAAGUGUGUAAAGAUCUACUAUUUAUAGUGUGAACCAAAGACGCUACCUCACUCGAUUUCCAUUGGUGAUUUUAAUCACAUUGAUGAUACCAAAGAAUACCAAAGAUUUUUCAUGCACGGCCUUGGUCUGGAAAGGGAACUCAUCCUCCUUCUUACCCCCACCCCCUGACCCCCUUCCUCACCUUCACUCAGUGUGUAACCUUGUCUUCAUUCUUAGUGGUAAUGCUAAUAACCUUAUGAAUACUUCUCUUGCUACAACUGCUACUACUGACGAUGAUAAGGAUAAUAAUAAUAAUAAUAAUAAUAAUAAAGCUCUUGGCAAACAUGUUGCAAACUUUGUAAACUCAUAGGACGAGUGCCUUGCUUGAACCAAAGUGUUAAACCGCUGUUGACCUCUUUAUCUCUCACCUUAUACUCUUUGAAUACCUCAGCCUGUUAGAAAGGCCACUAAUGAAAAAAAGGAAUAAUUCUUCACCGUGGUGCUUUUUGCCGUGCAACCAUGCAAUGAAACUUUCUUUGAUACCAAAGGAAAAUGUUUUUUUCCACUUUCUUGCUGACAAACCAAAGGUUCCCUCUUCUUUCCCCCAAAGCAGCUUGAGUCCCUCAGCCCAGACAGGCCGUGCAUCGCUUUUACCAAUUCCUCCAAAUACCUCAUAGUAAUAAAUCUUUAGGGUUAUGUUGUAUAGAGAGUCUAUGUGAUAAGGCAGAACUUACUAGUUUGAUAAUUGUUAAGGUUACUUAUAAAAAAGCUUUAUAAUUCUUAUUUAUUUUGUAGGGGUUGUUUUGUUUGUAUAUUCCUUUUAUAUUGUUUGGUUUGGGUUUGGGUUUCUUCUUUUUUUCCUUUUUUUUUUGGCAGAACUUCUCUGUUAUACUCAAGGAAGAUCUUAUUCCUGGGAAUGUUUCAAAGUGGGUAAAGAUUGCUGUUUGCAAUGAAUGCAAGAAAGGGAAACAUGGCUUCAAUUAUUUUUGUUUCAGCUAGGAUGCUUUGUGUUUGCUAGUCGGUGUUCUUUUCACAGGGUAAAAAAAAAAUAUUCUCUGCUGUGAUAAAUGGUUCCUAUUUUUUCUCUAUAAUGUGCUGUGACUUUUAAUUUAAUUACAUUUUGUAUACGCUUAUUUAAUCACUGCUUUAAUUUAUGACUAUGUAGUUUAAAAAAAAAAUUGUAUAUAGUAGAUUCAAAAAUGGCCAAAGCUUUAUGUUACAAUCUUUUCAUUCUUGAUGCUGAGAUGAACUGAAGGAGAGUGCUUCUCUUGACUGCAGGGUGUAUCUUCAGCCUUGUCUUGGCAUGCACUUCCACCCGUGUUACAAACACUGCCAGGUUACCCCCCAGGCCUCCCUUCCCCCAACUUGUACAUGCCAAAAUGAGUGUUUCAAGGUAGUACUUUUGUCACUUAGAAAGCAGAAAGGCAUUAUUAGCGUGUUUUUUCUUUAAUUUAUUUGUCUUUUUCUAGAAAGAUUGCUUUGUGGGUGAGACCCGCACAUCCAAAGAAUUUAAAAGUCGUUUAAUGUUUAAAAGCACUGGCAUUUGUGAGAGAUUUUGCUGAGUUUUUAUUUUCCUUCGCCAUUCGCACGGGUAGCGCAAGCAAGAAGCGGGCGCGGGCCUCGGGAGAAAAGCUGACUUGAAUCUGGAAACCUUGGGCCUCGGGAGAAAAGCUGACUUGAAUCUGGAAACCUUGGGCCUCGGGAGAAAAGCUGACUUGAAUCUGGAAACCUUGCUCACGGAAAGGCCUUUGCGGCGGGCACUGCAACAGCGCGGGCUCGGGGCCACCCCAGGUCACCCGCUCCCCUUGCAGGGCUGCAGGGAUGGGAUGGGAUGGAUGGGAUGGCUCUGAGCGACUCAGGGCCACCCCAGGCCACCUGCUCCCCUUGCAGGGCUGCAGGGAUGGGAUGGGAUGGAUGGGAUGGCUCUGAGGGACUCAGGGCCACCCCAGGCCACCUGCUCCCCUUGCAGGGCUGCAGGCAGGGUUGGGAUGGCUCUGAGGGACUCGGGGUCACCCAGGCCACCUGGUCCCCAGGUAGGGCUGCAGGCAGGGAUGGGAUGGCUCCAAGGGACGCAGCUGAGUCCAGGGGGAAGCUGCAGCUCCUGCCAGGCUCAGAGGCUGCAGCAGCGCCGUGGUGCCCCAGCUGUGAGGGAGUGCACAGGGAACGGAGCUGCCCUGGCAGCCCCGCAGCUCCAGGGAGGACAAGGCAGCUGGGAGCUGAAAAGCAAAAAAUAAAGGAAGGGUAAUGACAAUGAUACUUCUGCAAAGCUGAUGAUGGCAUCACGGCACAGAGAAUAAGAUGCCACUCACUUGUGGUUUAUUUUGCAUAAAGACUAGAUUCUGGUUCAACUAAACGUUGUGUACUGACACGGUUUGUGCUGGCUGUAAAUAUUUCCUGUCCCGAGCAGUAACUGAGCCCCAGGUGUAGCUCGUUUUCCUCUGAGGGGAUAGUGAAGGGGUUGAGGGAGGGAAGGACGAGGGCAGGGUCUGAGCUUUUGGUGGAAGUUACACUUUCUAGGUACAUUUUUAUACUUCAAGUGUUGAAAUGGGGCAAUAAAGACGCUCUGAAAUGAAGGAUCAUUAAAUGAUCUGUCGGCGGGCAUUGGCUCAGUGUCUGCUUUUAAUCCAGGAGCUAACGCUGUGCAAUGAGUUCUGCUUCACGCGGGGGGGGGAGGCGAAGUACCAGCCUGUGAAUCAGCAUGAGCCAUGAGCCCUGGACACACCGUGCUCGGGGAGCCGCGGUUCCCUGUCCCGUUCCGCUAGUUUGGUUUUUCACGGAAUGUUCUGCAUUUACUGCACUCACUGCACCCUCACCGUGGGGCCGCGUUAGUUUUGCAGCCCGCCCCGAGCAGCGGGGAAUGCGGUACAGCCCUGCCUGUGCCUUGCCUGGGGAGCCCCGAGCCCCCCGCCCGCAGUGCGGGACCCCCGGCCCGCCCCGCCCCGGCCCCGCCGCAGACAAUCACCGGUCCCGGCUCCGCAGGGCUAGGAAAUCUUCCCAGAGCAAGCGGGAAUUCUUCCAGAGCAACGGAACAAAACCAAAAAAAAAAAAAAAAAGAGAAAGGAAAAAAAAAUAGAAAAACAAAAGGAAAAAAAAGGAAAUUUAAAAAAAAAAAGAAAAAUAACGAAUACGAAGCGAAGAUUUUGCUAAAGCCCUUUGCUGCCAUCUUUAGUUCGCCCAUUAGGAAGCAGCAGUAGUUUAUGCGUUGCAUCUGCAUUUCAGACUAAGUGAUUAUUGUACCUAAUUACGGUUGAUUGCUGAUAUUUCCUCACUCUCUCUCUUAGUCAAGCGCUUCUUCUGUAUUUUUGUGUGUAGCGAUGACAAGUGCAGUGCGCUAGGCAUUGCCCUGGGUUGGGUAUGAGUAUCUCCUGUACUGCGUUAAGAUUUCCUUAAGUUACUUUUUUUAAGCUUUGCUACUGUUCUCACUUUAUGCCGUGCAAUAUCAUCUGCUGUGUUUGCUAAGCAAAAAAAAAAAAAAAAAAAAAAAAAAAAAAAAGAAACAAAAAAAGAGAAAAAGUGAAAAAAAAAAGAAAAAAGCAAGUGAUGAUGUCAUCAUGCUUUUCAGUGUUACAAUGUUUCAGCGUUACAAUGUUUCAGCGUUUAUGUAGUCACAAAAAUGUAGUAAAUAAAAGGUUGGAUUUUCCAGCACUUUAAAUUUA